Molecule: messenger RNA, 1781 nt
Organism: Pungitius pungitius (ninespine stickleback)
Lineage: Eukaryota; Metazoa; Chordata; Actinopteri; Perciformes; Gasterosteidae
Product: leucine rich adaptor protein 1-like
Exons: 2
Coding region: 213-821 (202 amino acids)
Biological process (GO): positive regulation of canonical NF-kappaB signal transduction
Source: RefSeq, a predicted model, not a curated record
CCGGCGGGUCGACGGGAGUCAGCUCGAGGCGUCACCCGGCCGGUCACUUCAUGCCGUUCGCCUCCUAGAAGUAAAACCGUGAAGACCCGAGCGCCCGUGACGACUUUUUGAAACAACUUUUGUUCGGAUGAGGGACAUCUAUUAGCGCAGCGCUUCAGUCCCACCCCCCCCCCCCUCUCCCCCUCCCACUGGGGCUUAUCUGAGUGUCUGCAAUGGAAGAGGAUAACAGCGCCUUGCCCGAUUUGAAGGAUAUAGAGACCAAAUUGGGUCUGAAGGUCCCGGAGAGCCUCGUUCGUUCUCUUGUUGCGGGAAAGCAUCCCGACCAGUGCGAGAAGUCCGGCGCGCCGCGUUCAGGGACCCGAAAAGCGUACGCAAACAGCGCGGACCUGAAGAGACUGGAGGGCAAAAUGCUGUUCCUAAAACAAGAAAUGGCCCAUCUACGAGCCAUCGACGUGAAGCUGAUGCAGCAGCUCCUGUGCAUCAACGAGGGCAUCGAGUCCAUCCGUUGGAUGAUAGAAGAGAAAGGGGGCGUGGCCAGCCAGGAGAGCAGCCUGUCGGGCAGCUUGUACAGCCUGUCGGACAGCCAGGACGGCGCGUCGCUGCGGGGCAGCUUCAACAGCCUCAACGACGGCAACAGCGACAGGCUGGACAGCAUGUCCGUGGGCAGCUACUUGGACACGCUGGAGGAGGACCUCUCGGACGACCCCUCGCCCACAGACCUCGACAGUUUCGCCGACAAAGCGGUCGUGGGCGGGGAUGCGUUCGGCAAAUCGCAGCUGAAACUGGCGGCGGAAUCGGAUGAAUACUACUGCUUUGGAUAGGGAGAAGCUCAGCACAGUGGCCUCUGAGACUACUGAGAUAGGAUGUGAAGAAAGAUUUAAGCAUGUGUCCUCCCCACCGUGGACACUCUAAAGCACCAGCGUCAUUACGGUGUGUGGUUUGGACACACCACCUGAAACUUCAUGUCCCAACAUCUUAACCGUUCUUUAAGUCUUAAUAUUUUAUAAUGCAGGUAAAAGGUGUUUUAAAAAAAAAAAGGGGCUCUUAUGAAUACCUCAGCAGUUUAUUUUCACAGAUGGGGUACCACUUGGACUAAAAUCAGCUAAGACAGGGGGGGGGGGAGGGGGGAGGAAGGGGGCAAUAAGAGUAGCAGCGUAAGCUGAUUAUCACGACGUCUUUAUCUGUGAAAAAUGUCAACUUGAGCUCUGUGUUGGGCUCGACCCCAACCAUCUGAUCUAAGUGAAGGAGUAGAUUAGGAUUUAGCAGCCACUUGGCAUAUUGCAUCUCUCACGGCGAGUGAUUCAAGUGUCUUAACUAUUCAAGGUGGUGGGUGUUGACGCAAGUGCAAUUUGAUUCCAUGCCAAAUUGUGAGCUCCACCUACUGUUCAUGAUAAAGCUUUUAAUUGUUUGUUUUUUUUACUUUAAUAUUUUGGACCGAUUGAAGUUCCUUAACUCAAUCACUGUCUGUUGACAAAUAGUUUUAACGUACCAGAGAUUAGUAGCACAUUCAAAGCCCAGAUGCUCGACUGAAAACCAAAGCAAUUUGAAUGUCAUGUCAUCAUUUGGGCCCGAGGCAAAUGCCUGCUGGGAGAUUGGUUGACGGUGGACAUGUGGGACAUUUUUCAAGUCUCCAAAACAGGUUUGUUGUUUUAGCUUUAAACCUCAUGCUGAUUUGAUGUUUGUAUUUUACACUGCCUGCUAUUUUGUUAUUUUAUUUUGUAUUGGUUGCUGUUAAUUGUUGUGGAAAUGGAAUAAUAUAUUGUGAUUUUUUUUUUUCUCUC